Molecule: messenger RNA, 1194 nt
Organism: Fusarium coffeatum
Lineage: Eukaryota; Fungi; Ascomycota; Sordariomycetes; Hypocreales; Nectriaceae
Exons: 3
Coding region: 1-1194 (397 amino acids)
Biological process (GO): RNA processing
Cellular component (GO): nucleus
Molecular function (GO): RNA-3'-phosphate cyclase activity
Source: RefSeq, a predicted model, not a curated record
AUGAAGCCUGUGGAACUAGAUGGAAGAACAGGCGAAGGAGGUGGCCAAGUUGUGAGAGUCGCCAUCGCCAUAGCUGCCUUAACCGGACAAGCGGUUACCAUCACCAAUGUGCGAGGGAAUCGUGAUCGUGGCGGUGGUCUCAAAAGCCAGCAUAUUACCAGCAUCCAGUACCUGGCAGAGAUAACAGAUGCCGAUGUCGAUGGCCUAAGUAUAGGUUCUAAGACUGUUAUUUUCGCACCAAAACGAAAACCCACGGAACUAUACCAACGCAACAUCAAAGUAUCUGCAGAAUCGGGGUCUGCGAGUACCCUCCUCAUACUCCAGGCUAUUCUUCCAUUCCUUGUCUUUGCGGGAAAUGACUCCGAGGAACCAGUCGAGCUUCAGAUUUCCGGCGGAACAAAUGUUUCCUUUUCCCUGAGUUUCGAAUAUUUGGAUCAGAUCCUUUUGCCAACACUAGAAGAGCGGUUUGGUAUCCAAGUAGAAAGAACACUCGACCAUCGUGGAUGGAGCAGUGGGCCCCAGUCAAGAGGGCAAAUCAGUCUGAAAUUUCACCCAUUGAAAAUUGGUCAACGCCUACAAUACAAAGCCCCCGAGCCACAAAAAUACCCCGAGUCCUACGAGGUCAAGUCUGUCGAUGUCAGCAUUGUGGUGCCUGGUAGCGUGCAUGAGAAGCUCCAGGCAUCACUAACAAAUGAUCUAGAAACCCUGUUCCCAGGGACCGAAAUCCAUUUCAAGCUUACUGAAGACACGAACCUGGAUUCACGGUGGUACAUACUCCUUGUCGCUCAUUCCAUAUCGGGAAUUCGACGGGGACAUGACUGGCUCGGUUCGCUGCCGAAGAAGACCAAGAACAGGGAUCGAUUCACGGAACAGGUGUCGAAACAGGUCUGCCAAGGUCUGUUUGAAGAGAUAGAGGUUGGGGGCCAAGUAGACGUUCAUCUUCAGGAUCAAGUCGUGGUGUUCCAGGCACUCUGCGAAGGGUACUCCUCGUUUGUCCGUGGCGACGGCUUAGAGGAACCAUCUGCUGGAGUGCUAAUUGAUGCCAUGGGUAACCUUGACAUUGGUGAUGGAAGAAUGAGAAAGGAAAAGACCCAUGAGCCCUUCGGCUACGGUUCGCUUCACUCCCAGACAGCAAGAUGGGUUGGUCUUCCUUCAGAGAUGUUAUCAUAUAAGAAGCGAUCCGUGUCGCUCUGA